AUGUCCAGCCUCGAUCCGACACCCUCUCGCGUCGCUCCACGGGGCAGAGAUCCAGCACGAGGCGUCUACUACAAGCUCGCCUUCUUCAGCGUCGCCCUCUUCGCUGCGCCCAUCUCGGCGUUCUACUUUGCGAAAGAUCGAUAUCUUGGCGGCAAUGCGACAUAUGCAGGUGGGCUAGCGGCGCUCGUAGUGAACCUGGUGCUGGCAGCAUACGUGGUCGUGGCCUUUCUGGAGGACGAUUCGGACAUCGUGCCAACGAGGAGCGUGGAUUCCAAGGAGAAAGGUGGGAAGAAGGAUCUGUGA
Molecule: messenger RNA, 303 nt
Organism: Kalmanozyma brasiliensis GHG001
Lineage: Eukaryota; Fungi; Basidiomycota; Ustilaginomycetes; Ustilaginales
Product: Vacuolar ATPase assembly integral membrane protein VMA21-like domain protein
Exons: 2
Coding region: 1-303 (100 amino acids)
Biological process (GO): vacuolar proton-transporting V-type ATPase complex assembly
Cellular component (GO): endoplasmic reticulum membrane
Source: RefSeq, a predicted model, not a curated record